UAAACAAAGCAAAAUGCAGAACAGCUUCAGUACUAAAGCAAGAUGUAGAUCAGCAGCUUACAAAGCUGCAUCAUCAUCAUCAUCAGGAGUACUGCAACCUCUCCACGUUUUACGCGAUUUUUGGAAAGAAGAAGGUGUCUCCCCGAUUGAUAAUCGGGGUGACACCAUCCUUCACUUUCUUGCUGUUAGUGGCAAUGUGGCUGGUUUCGAUAUUCUUGAACCUAAUUUGAGUGUUAAAGAUCUCGAAACUAGGAACAAUAGUGGAGAUACACCGUUGCACGAAGCUGCUAGAUUUGGUAAAAAAGAUAUGGUGGAGAGGAUUUUGAGAGUUGAGAAGGACUUAGUUUAUAUGCAAAACAAUUUAGGAGAGACACCACUUUAUGUUGCAGCUGCAAGUGGGGAGAAAGAUGUAUUUACUAUUUUGGCAAAUUGUGAUUUUAGUAAGCUCACAAUGAAGAGGAAUGAUGGUAAAACUAUCCUUCAUGCAACAAUAUUCCAUGAUUGUUAUGAACUAGCAAUAGAUAUAGUGAAUUUGUAUCCUGAACUUGUUAAUGAUCGCUAUAAUGAUUGUAUGACUGCUUUGGAUAUGUUGGCUACAAAAAGAUUGUCAUUCAGGAGUGGAUCCAACUACUUAUUUGCAGAAAUAGGCAAAACACCUUCUGUUCCUGUUCAGAUGAUUGAAACCAUCAUCUAUUCUUCAGGUAUUCCACCGCGAUAUAAAGAAUCAAAACUUAGUGAUAACCAGACACAAGCUGGGACUAAGGUUGUCUGCGUUGAGAGGUUGUCGUUUACCAAGUCUCUAUUAGGUAAUUCCUGGUUACAAGCUAUUGAUGAAGCAAAGCAAAAGCAUAUUCUUGCACUAAUAUUAGCAAAAAUGUUGCUAGAAAAAUAUGAUUGGAGCUAUAGUAGUACAGAUCACAUUGUGUCAAAUCCACUAAUACAAGCAUCAAAACAUAAAAUUGAUGAGUUAGUGGUGGAAAUUUUGCAAAAAUACCCUGAAGUUGUGGAGACAUUGGAUGAAAAAAAGAGGAACAUAUUGCAUAUAGCAGCAGAACAUAAAAACAGAUUUUUGUUUGAUUAUUUGCUCAAAAAAGUGGCUAGUCAAAACAGGAUGUUGGCUGAUAUUGAUGAAAAUGGGAAUACAAUAUUGCAUUAUGCAGCAAAUGUUGGGACACCAUUUUUUACAUCAACUACAGAGCAUAUUGAAAGUGUAUGGUGUGUGAUGUCUGUGUUAAUGAUGAUGUGGGGAGUACUUUGGUUUAAGUAUAUAAAAUACAACAUGCAUCCGCGCCUUUGGGACGUUAAAAACUCAGAAGGCUUAAAAGCAGAAGAGAUAUUUGAGAAAAACCAUUUACACGUACGAAAGGAAGCAGAGACAGCAGUUAGAAAUCUAUCAAAUUCUACACUAGUACUUUCUACUCUCCUUUGUACCAUCAACUUUGCCGCGAUUUUCACAGUCCCCGGAGGUUUUGAAGAGAGAACUGGCCUACCUAUUCUCCUUGACAAAGUUCAACAAGAACUAUGGAUGUUGAUGUUUUACUUAGGUGCAGCACUUUUUAGUUCAGUAUUCACUAUGGGUACACUCUUAUCAUUUCUUCUUUGCAAAUUUUAUAGCAAUGAUUUCUACAUUUCAUUGCCUAUAAAGAUCAUAAUUGCUAUUAUUUCAAUCUUUUAUGCCACAGCAUUUACAAUAGUAGCCUGCCUUCAAGCACUUAACCUUGAGAAUAUAUUCUUGAACAAAGAUGUUUGGUGGCUUAUUAUAGCAGUUGUAGCUGUUGGUUUUAUUAUGACUCUUAUUUAUGUAGAUUUGACAUUCCCUGUCUUUGAUUAUAUGUAUUAUUUGGUUUCUUAUUCAUUCUUUGUAUCCUAUAAGAGAGGACAUAUGUAAGUUGA
Molecule: messenger RNA, 1893 nt
Organism: Solanum verrucosum
Lineage: Eukaryota; Viridiplantae; Streptophyta; Magnoliopsida; Solanales; Solanaceae
Exons: 6
Coding region: 14-1888 (624 amino acids)
Molecular function (GO): protein binding
Source: RefSeq, a predicted model, not a curated record